AUCCUUUACAGGACGAGCCAGAGAACGGUGCGUCUCGGUGCUCAAGCGAUAACCUUUCGCUUUUUGGUUUUCUUGUUUAUCCAUCUGCAGUUUGGGAUAUGUGUUUUUGCUGAAGCCUGAUACAUCUGCAUUAGAAGGAUGCAGGGGCCCCUUCUGCGUGUACUUGUGGUGGUAGCAGGUCUGAUCUUCCCUAAGGAGCACAGUGUCAUUCUGGAACACGAUGACAUUAUAAACAGCAUGCAGGAGCGCGAGGGGCUGCUUCUGAGGGAGCGAGCCAGGCUGGAGCAGGAGCUGGUGGUGGUGGAGGCCAUGGCGGUGAAGGACCAGCCAGAAAGACCGGAGAGUAGUCAUCUUCUGCAAGCAAGGGACCAGAAUUUAGGGCAGAGUCAUGCGGAGCCACACCUGUCGGACCACGAGGGACAGGCCGUAUUGAAAGGGAAUUUUUCGGCAGAAGGUAAGAAGGAGACGAACGAGUCCGAGCCUCCAGACCAGAAAUAUUCCCAAAUGGAAGAUGCCGCACAGUUAGAGGAUGAAGAACCGUCAGGUUUCAGUGAGGAGUUCCCCCCGCAUCAGGAAGUGUCGACGGAACACCAAGGUCUUUCCCCUGCGGAGCGUGAAGCAGAGAACGGAGAACUGGCAGAGGGCGAGCUUGAAGUGCCCCAAACCACACUGUCUGAAAAUGUGGAGGCUCAGGAGGUGAAAGAAGGGAGGCAACCAUUUCAUAAUGACUUUAGUGAUCCUGAAGAGAACUCAAAGGGAUUUGAGGAUCAAGAUGCAUCUCACAGUGCAGAAAAAACGUCCCAAAAUGAGCAGCAACUAGAUACUGGUGUGAGAAGAGGGUCACAGGCGAAACCUAAACAAAGUCAACCUUCCACUGAUGGUAACUACAUGUGGUACCUCUGCAAUGCCUACUCCAUAUUCUCCCUCAUCCGCAUCCUCAUCAGGUUCCUAAGAGGCAACUCACUGGACCAGGAAAUGCCCGAAGCACCACAACAUGACCCCCAGACUGCACCCCCCAUCACUGCAGAGGUGCAUGUCCUGGACCAGGGGACUCUGAUGGGCUUCUAUGAGCGGUACGUCCACGUGCCCCCCCACGAGAGCCAGAGGGUGUGUGAGUUCGUGGAAGGCUUUGUGGACGACCUCCUGGUAGCCAUUAGGGAGAUUUCUAGCGAUCAAGCCGGCGUGGAAGUGGAGGAUUUAAUCGAGGUCGGCAGCCUCUACGAGUCCUGGUGCACAGGGAGGACCUUGACCUGUGACCUCUGGGUGUCCAUAUCCCCCCGCGAGCCAAUCAGCUUCCAGGUCCAGCUGUUGAUUGACAAGGAUGAGAAGGCUGCCAUGCGAGGCUAUGGGAAGGUUAAGAUGCUAAAAGGUGGGCAAAGCGCUGCCAAUGGAUGCCCAUGCAGUCAGGCCAGCGAAGAGAGCGACAUGCUCUGCCUGCUUCAUACCAACGACAAGAGGGAGGACAAAAGGGAUGAGGUCACAGAGGUCACAGACGGCCCUCUGUGCUGUGAGAACACCCCUUACCUGUCGAGAGCCCACGUGGCCAGGUGGUUCCGAUCUGCCGUGUGUAAAGCCUGGGAGCAGAUGUCGCACAGGUACGAACUGGAGCUGUCAUUCCAGAGCCAGGAAUCGCCUGGUGCUUUGAGCGUCCGGUUCCGUUCGGGGAGGACGAUCCAUUUCAAUGUCACGCCUGUGGUGAAGUUGGAAGACACGGAUGUGUGUUUGGUUUCCUACCUAGCCUCAAAGAGGAAGGACGGCACACCAGAAGCCCAGUGGCCGCUCUCGUUCGCCCGUUACGAGAGAAACCUCCUCAGGUAUCUCGGCAAGCGCCUUCCGCAAAACGCCUGUCACCUCCACUGCCUACAGAUCCUGUCCUUCCUGAACAAGAAACAGAUCUGGCUCACAGGUGAGGGUAACCUUUCAGGCCACCACCUCAAGACGGUCCUGCUGCAUUUACUGUUGGAGAAAAAAGAGCCGUCGGAAUGGGCCUCAGACCACUUGGCCGGCAGACUGCAGGAAAUGCUGGGCUUCCUCAAGGGGAGCCUACAGAGACGACGGCUCAAUCACGCUCUUGUCGGUAAUCCUCUGGUGCCACAAGAGGUUGGGCUCCCACCAAAUAUACGUCAGUCAAAGCCCAUAAAUAUUUUACAGCCACUCUUGGACCAUGGGCAUCAGUACACCAGAACAGUGCAGCACUUUGAGGAAAUGCUGAAGAACAUGCCUGUGCUGAUACAGGAGUAUAUGAACAUUCAGCAGAAGGUGGAUUCCAGCUCAUAAAAUGUGAUUUAGACAAGACUGCCAAAAACUGUGAACUCACAUGUUAAACCCAGUGUUGUAUUGAGGCAAGAUUCAGCUGCAGGGUUAUCACUGUGGUUUAAUGCAUCUUCAACUCUAAAGCACCAUGUACUUACAUGAAAGCGAACAUGGACAUUUGGCAUCAUUUAGCCCUACAAACAGUGUUUCCUCCUAAACCUCUCUUCUAAAUCUCAGUUAUAAAAGCUCCUCGAUCUUUGAUUUUGAUUAAUUGUUUUGUGAUGUAUUGUAUCCUGUUCCAUGUGUUUCCUCUAUUGAUGUGCUUUAACCUUUGAAUAAAAAAAGCUCAGGU
Molecule: messenger RNA, 2605 nt
Organism: Clupea harengus (Atlantic herring)
Lineage: Eukaryota; Metazoa; Chordata; Actinopteri; Clupeiformes; Clupeidae
Product: inositol 1,4,5-trisphosphate receptor-interacting protein
Cellular component (GO): membrane
Source: RefSeq, a predicted model, not a curated record